Molecule: messenger RNA, 1704 nt
Organism: Penicillium malachiteum
Lineage: Eukaryota; Fungi; Ascomycota; Eurotiomycetes; Eurotiales; Aspergillaceae
Product: UV-endonuclease UVE-1
Exons: 2
Coding region: 1-1704 (567 amino acids)
Biological process (GO): response to UV; nucleotide-excision repair; mitochondrial DNA repair
Cellular component (GO): nucleus; mitochondrion
Molecular function (GO): endonuclease activity
Source: RefSeq, a predicted model, not a curated record
AUGGCGUUGAAGGUAGAGCCUGACAUCAAGCCUGCUGAAAUACUCGAUGGAGACGUAGCUGCGCCUGCUGGCCAGGCUGAAGCUGUAUUGGAUCCCGAAUCCGACGUGGAAGUCCCAUUAGACGCGGAGGAGCUUCAGGAAGCCUUGGGGCGACCUCCUCCGGUCAAUAGUAGUUGUCUUCCUCUCCCCUGGAAGGGCCGUCUUGGAUAUGCUUGUCUGAAUACAUACCUGCGCUACUCCAACCCUCCUGUUUUUUGCUCCCGUACCUGUCGCAUUGCCUCAAUUCUCGAGAACCGUCACCCUCUCCAAGAUCCGGAUCAGCCACCGCAUCCAACGAAGAACCGCCCGGACCGCACACAACCAGCCGAUGUAGCCCGUGGACAAGCAUUCGUCGAAUCCUUGGGAUUGGCGAAUGCGCGCGAUCUGGUCAAAUUGCUGCGCUGGAAUGAUAAAUAUGGCAUUAAGUUUAUGCGACUGAGCAGUGAGAUGUUCCCAUUCUGCAGUCACAAGGAAUAUGGUUAUAAGCUCGCUCCAUUUGCAUCCGAAGUCCUGGCGGCAGCUGGACGGGUAGUUGCAGAACUCGGGCAUCGUGUUUCUGUCCACCCUGGGCAAUUUACACAACUGGGCUCGCCUCGAAGAGAGGUGGUGGAGAGCUCAUACCGCGACCUGGAGUAUCACUCAGAGAUGCUUCAGCUUCUGAAAUUACCACCUCAGCAAGACCGCGAUGCAGUUAUGAUCCUGCACAUGGGUGGCGUUUUUGGCGAUAAGGGAGAGACUCUGGACCGGUUCCGAGAGAAUUAUGCUGUAUUGUCUCAGGAUGUCAAGAAUCGACUGGUCCUUGAGAAUGACGACGUGAGCUGGACAGUGCACGAUCUGCUCCCGAUUUGUGAGGAGCUCAAUAUUCCCCUCGUGCUUGAUUACCACCAUCACAACAUCUUGUUUGACGCAAGUGAGGUCCGAGAGGGCACGCAGGAUAUCAUGCCUCUCUAUGACCGCAUCACGGCGACAUGGUCACGGAAGAACAUCACUCAAAAAAUGCAUUACUCGGAACCUACCGCCCCUGCGAUCACGCCGCGACAACGUCGCAAACAUAGUGAUCGCGUCAAGACGCUGCCUCCUUGCGUACCUACCAUGGAUCUAAUGAUCGAGGCGAAGGACAAAGAGCAGGCUGUGUUUGAGUUGAUGAGGACAUUCAAACUGCCUGGCUACGAACUCUUCAAUGACCUAAUUCCAUAUUUACGAACUGAUGAGAACAAACCUUUCAAACCUCCACGCCAAACAAAGAAGAAUGGUGGAUUCGUCGAUUUGGAGGGGGCAGUCCCACCUGCUCGAACUGUCGCAGAUGAAGAGGUUGGCAUGGGUGGCCCUGACCGGCGGGUAUACUGGCCACCCGGCAUGGAAGAAUGGCUUCGUCCUGCGAAAAAGGUCGUGAAGACCAAAACGAGCAGCCCAGCCAAGGGCAACACAUCCAAGAAAAUCAAGAUUGAACCCAGUGCUCCGGAGGACACUUUGGCCAGCCCAGCCAAAAAGCCGGCUAAAGCACCUCGAACUCCGGUGAAAUCUCGAUCGAAACGCAAAGUUUCUGAAAUCGAGUCCACUCCCGAGUUGGACGAACCCAGCCCUCCCUCGGCUGAUUCUCUCCCUCCCAAGAAGGGUCGAGGCAAGAGUACUCGAGCUAAGAAGGUCAAUUAUGCCGAAGAUUAA